UGUUUAUUUGCCUCGCAAUUGCUGUUGUCAAUCAAUCAUCGGCGCAACUUCGUGUGAAUAGAUAAGUGUAUAUGAAUAUAUAAGUGUAUAUGCUCUGUUUAUAAUGGAAAAAGCUGUGAAAUUUUUAACUGUUUAUGGAAUGCAAACUUUAGCUUUAAUCAUCGCGCCUGGUCCCAGUUCAGAUAUCGACUACAUAUAAAUAUCGUACAUUAGCUAACACUGAUAACUCUUAGCAGCGUUUGGAACUAAACAAAACAACAACAGCAACACGGCCGGCAUGUGUGCGAAAAUGUCGAAGCGAAGCGCGGUGCAAAAUAAUUAGGAUUUCAUAAACUGUUGGAAAUCUAUUUACUCUGAUAUAAAGCAAGCAAAUUUAGCAGUGAAAUAGAAAGAAUUGGAAUGGAGUGGUAUGAAAUAAAGGCAACUGAUAGCCGACCAGUGAAUUUCCCUGACAGUUCCAUACCUGGUUAUGAGGAGGUGCUCAGCAAGCAGACCGAUGAGUGCAACAUUGCCUCUGAUUAUAUUGGAGGCAUCAUAAAUCGCGGCAACUGGGGUUGGAUAACGCGAAGGAAUGUGGAUACGGCCUCAAUUUUGAUAUGUCAGCUGAGCAAUGGAUAUCGCAUAGCCAGCUACACGUUUCUGCAGGAGAAUGAGCGCAAGCAGACGCUGAAGUGCAGCAUACGCUGUGUGGAAGAGCUGACAGUCGCAGGCAUUGGCGAUCGCGUACUCUUGGCUGUAUGCAUUAAAGUCCAGCAGGGACGAACACAGUUGGCCCUCUACACGCCCUCCAAUAGCCAAGUAUUGUGCUACAUAGAUCUGAAUAAGGCUGAGAUCAAUGUCUCUUGCAUGACUUUUCUGGAUGAGCAGUUAUGCGCUAAAUCCAAAUUUCAUCAAUUCGAUGGCUGUUUGGCUAUGGGCACAACCGCUGGCUAUGUGCAUCUAAUGGAUGUGAAUGCCAGCCAAAUUGUUGCCAAGAUGGGCGUAAAUCUUAGCCUGCACGAUACUGAGGUGGAACGCAGAGAUAUUCAUUGCAUUAAGUCUAUAAGUCUACUGGAUCCGAAUGUCAUUCGAUGCCGGCGGGAGAACAUUCAUCUGACAUUCGACGUGAAGAUUCCCACGCUUACUCCAAGUCCCAUAUCCAAACUGUUGCCAUUGGAACUGAUUUACGGCUUCGUUGCCGGCAUGCAGGAUGGACGCGUCUGUGUCUAUGAUCUAAGAAGUAUGCAGCCGGUCGCCCAGCUACGUCGGCCCGACGAGCAUUUACCGUCGCCUGUGGUUGGACUCUGUUUCAUUGAGCCGCCGGAUGAUCCGCAACCAUGCUACUACAUUUGCGCUGUUUACGAUCAGGGCGAUCGAUUGAUUGCCUCGCUGCAUUCAUUCAACUACAGACGCCCGUGCCCUCUGUCCCUGGAGAAUGGGGACUUCGCUUUGCGCGACUUUCAAGCCGCAAGCACACGCAUUCGUCUGGCAUUGGACACUGAAAGUUGUUCGUUAAUCGGCUGCACCACAGCCUCCACGUUGGCUCUCUCUGGGGAGCAUGUCACCAUACUGACGGCCAUUACCUGGCGCUCGCGCAAGGAUAAUCGCAUCAAACUAGUCCUAUUCGACAUCAAUCAAUGGUACAAGGACGAGAUGCCCACUCAUCCAAGACCACAAGAGGAUCUGAAUUAUCUGUGUGGCUUUAUCUUCAGUGGUCAGCACGCGGGACUGGCUUUGCACCUCGAAUCCAACUCGAUUAUUCCGUUUAUUUCCAUGCAACGUCAUGAUGCUUACUAUUUUCCCAAAGCGCUGUCGUUUGAUUGCGUGCUGAUGACAGUCAAAGGCUGUCAGCAAUUUGAAUAUAUGGGCGUUCAGCGUAGUUUCUUGAAUUCUCUGUACUACAAUAAGGCAAAUGUAUUUCUCAAUCCGGAUGCCUAUAUCAGGGAUAUUGCGAAACUUCGACUGGUACCGCAAUUUCAUGACUUCGAACCGCAUUCGUCAUUCACCAAGUGCGAAAUGUACGAGCUGAUUAUGUCAAUGGGACUGGAACAGGAUCGUAUGUGGCUACUGAAUAGCUGCGCCCGCAACUGCAUGGACGGCAGCUUUCUGUGCAAUAUGAUGAGCUCAACAAAGCUGACGUUGUCCGUGAUAACCAAUUGGAUUGUGAAGCGUGCCAGGCACAUCAAGCUACGUUGCUCGGAGCUAUGCCAGGGCAUCUUUGACUAUGGUGCCUAUGAACUGGAUGAGCGCGAACGCACGGAGAUGCAGCAUUUGAACGGUCAGCUCUGCAAGCUGUUCGAUUUGCAGACCUUGCUCGUAGAUCUGUCCAGGAGUCGCUUGAAUCAAGAGCUUGUCGAUGAUUUGGCUUUUACACAGCACACCCUGAAGGUUCUAUAUGAAUAUCAGCGCUUACUCUACUGGCUGAUCGAUCGCGACAUCUUGCCGGAGAGCAACCAGCAGCAGCAGCAGUCGCUGCCACUGAUACGCCGCGACUAUGACGAGCGACGAGCUCAAUUGUCACGUGCCUCAAAACACAAUGCCAAGCUCUACAUAGACGAGCUGAUGCGCCAUUAUGGAUUCCAGGCUGAAGUGCAGAAACAGCUUAAAGAGGAUGGACUCUAUCCGCCCCAGUCGCUGCAAACGCUGAUGCGUUUAAUGAUGCUGCAGGACGUCAGCUUGGAGAAGAAACACGAGCUAAUGCUAUAUGUGAUGUUGGAUUUGGAUCAGUUCUACAAGAGCGAUAAACCCGAAUUGUACAACGAUUUCGCCAUGUCAUUUGGCCUGGACGAGCCACUGGUGAAGUGUGUGCGCUCCUUUUGGUUUCUGGACAAAGGCGAUCACGAGAUGGCAAUCGACGUUCUGUAUAGAGGACGCACCGGGCAUAGCGUCUAUACCGAAUGGCAGACAAAGCAUUUGAUCGAAACGCUGAUUCGCUACAAUGCCACUCCGGCGGCAAUGCAAGUGGUGCAUUUGCCACCUGGAUUUAUUUCCUCUGAAGUUAAGCUGCAGGUGCUCUUGGCCAACAAUAAUAUACCGGAGGCAUUCCAUCAUGCGCGCGUCUACAUGGACGAUGAGGGUCGUCCGUUGCUGGAGCGUUUCUUUCAGCAUUGCAUCAUGGAAAGCAAAUUCAGUGUCCUGGCCACUCUCUGUCUGCGCGACAAUGAGGAGCAGCUCGUCUAUCGCCAGCUGCGACAUUGCAAGACCCGCGCCACUGACUGCAUCCAAUUGAUUCUGCUGCUCAAGCGCUGCAAGUAUAUCGAAGCGGUGUCCUUUAUGGACGAGGUGGCCGCGGAGCGUGAACAGAGCGACGAGACAAGUGGCAUCCUGACCGCCUACCGGACAACCAUGGCGCCCGUCACCCAAUCCAUAGCGGGCACAUAUUUCCGCCUACGCGACAAGCUGCAUGGGAAUCACUUGACGAAUUUCUCGCCGGAGCCGUUCAGCUGUCAGCUGGCCAAGCAGCACGCCACCGGUCAGAUGGCCGACAUCUUUCAGAGCUCCGCUCUGAGCGCCCACUGGGCGACGCGCUACCCCAACGAGCAAACGUCCCUAAGAUUGGACAGCCGCAAUAUGCCUUUCCUGCGCUCUGCCUCGCAGGCGCUUAAGGAGAUGCCUCAGCUGCGCCGACAUGUGCGUCCCACACCAUACCAAUGCGCCGAGAAGCGUCUCUAUCCGAGCUCCACUCCCGAUGCGUUGGGCCCGCAUUCUAAGCGGCGCCGCCUUCUGGUCGAAGAUGACACCGUUCCCAGCUUUGCCAAUUCAUCGCAGGAGGUAAUCGAUCUGCCGUAUGAACAGCACACAAUGAAUUUGGAUCUGCAUGGAUUGCGCUUGGCCAAUGAUUUGCUGCACCCGCCCAGCUAUCUGUUAUCCAAAUCAGGUGCUGAGUCGGCAACGAGCACCACGCGGGAGCAGCGUCCCGCCAUACUGAAGAGACGUUUGUCUCGACGCCAGUCACUGCAGCGUCCAAACUUCAGCUUCCUGGCGCCCAUACCGUUGGACAAGUCGAUGCAGAAUGUGGAAAUGAUGGAGAUGGACGAGGAGGAACAGACGGUCUCGGACUUGGAUGGAGAUGAAAUAUUUGUGGAAAUCGAGCAACAAUUAGAUAGCUCCACCAGGCCUGAAGCCGAACCGGAGCAGCAACAAAAUAACAUCUCGGACACUGAAUCCGAGUAUAUGUCGCCGUUGGCCUCGGCGAAUGCUUCAUUUGCUUCAUUCAGUGGAGGCAAUCGGGAGCAGGAACAGUCGCAGCAACAACUGGAAGCGAAACAGGAACCGGAACAGCAACAGCAACAGCAACAAGAACCGCCACGUCCAUUCACAAUGGCACGACCAACUGGUCCUCAACCACGUAGCUCAUUGAGCAGCGGCUUUGGCAGCUUUGCCACUGUACAAACGGGCAGCACAGCCGGAUCGCUGCAGCUGAAUGCAUUUCAGCCGCCUGUUUGCUCCUCGAAAAUGUUCGAGAGCACAUCGAGGGUAGUUAGCAGCACCUACCAGGUGAAGAUCUCGGAGCGAACGACCAUUUGCGGAGACAUGGAUGAGCCGAGCAGCUCGGCAACAGGUUGGUCCAUGCCAUCCGCCCUGGGGCAAACAGUCCAUAUUGGUUCAUCAGCUGACAAACCAAUGCCAAUGCAAAUGCUGGACACGACGCUGGGCAUGUCCUCCUAUGAUAUGACAGCAAUAGAUGCCAUGGCCGAGCAGGAGACGGAGAGGGUAGGGCAGAUAGAGCCAGAGCCAGUGGCAGUGGAAUUGCCAGUGACAGUGUCAGAGCCAGAGCCCGAAUCAGAACCAGAGCCAGAGGCAGAAUCUGACGAAGAACCAGAACUAGAACCGGAACCAGAGGCUGAAUCAAUGCCAUCACGUAGCCAAGCAAGUCCAUUGGCUUACAUAGAUCUGGACGACGACGAAGAUGAAGUCGAAGCUGAAGUCGAAGCCCAAGCCGAAGCUGAAGCCGAAGGCGAUGAUGUGGAAGGGGAUGAGGAAGAGCUGGAAGUGGGCCACGAGGAGUUGGCACCAUCGCAGCCACAUGCGUCACAGGUCAACGAAGAGGUGGAUGCUCGUGACGACGUGGAGCAGCAGGAGCAAUGCACAUCGUCCAGCUUUGACCAGACAACUAUUCCACUCUCCUUCAAUCGUGGCUCGCCCAGCUAUAGCGUAAGCAGCGAACUCUCCGACUUGUCCUCGCCACGCACGGAUGCGCCCGUUUAUUCAAUUGUGGUGGAGUCCACCAAUUCUAUUAGUGACUCACGUUCGCCCGCCUCCCAUACGCCCAACUCGUUUCUGCCCAGCGACACGAAUGUCUCCCAGAACUCCAGCCCACGUGCUCAUGGUGUAGGUGGCGAGGGUGGCUCGAAUCGUUCGCUCUAUCGUGCAAACAGUUUGGAAACGGUGGAUGAUCUGGACACCACGAAGGGCUCCUUGGAGGAAGACGACGAUGUGGAUGAGGAGGAUGAGUGUGUCAUAGCGCUCGAUGGCACCGAGGUACGAGGCUAUGUGGCGCGUGCCGAGCCUGUGGCUGCUUGCAACAGCGCCGAGUUGUUUGCCUUCAAGCAACAGGACGAAACGGAGCAGCAGGCCAACCAAGCGCCAUGUCCUUCAUUGGUCGCCACGGCUAACAGUGACUCAGUAAUGGCCUAUACCAUCAACUUGGACAGCGUGGACAGCGUUGAGGUGCAGCCGGCAGUGGCAACGGUUACCACCAUUGUCGGCUCCAGCAAUGAAUCCGUGGCCACAGUUGCCUUCAGCGAGCACAAGGAUCAGCAGGAGAAGCAGGAUCAACAGCAAGAAGAGGAACAGGAGUCGGAGAUGCCAAUGAAUGUGGAUGAAGGAGAGGAAGCUCCAGUGAUAUCCCAACAAGCAGUGGCACCUACCCAAAGCGCUAUCGAUCCAGCUGAUUCAAUUGCCAUAGAUCUGGACUCCGACAUGGACUCGAAUCCCAGCCUGCUAGUGCUUUCCGAUAAGGAGGAAAUGGAUGUGGUGAUGGUAGACGAGGGCGAGGAGAAUAAGCCGUCGGUGGAGACCCUGACUGUGACUGAGGCUGAGGCUGAGGCUAAGGAACAGGAUCAGCCCUUGGAAAUUCAACAGCCCAUCCCAGUGGAUAGCGCCACACAGCCCAUUAAUCUGGAUUCCGAUAAAGAGAUUGAGGCCGAGGAGGAGAAGGAGUCACUGGACAUUUCGCUGCCGGCAUUGACGCGCACAAGACGCACACGCCGCAGCCUGAGCGGCACGCCGCCCGUCCCGGAGCGAAGAAUACGCCUUCGCAGUGACGACAAUCUCAGAAGUGCAUCAUCCAGUCGCAGCACACCAUCCCCCUCUCCAUAUCGUCGGCGCUUGCGUUUGCGCAGCGCCAGCAGCUAUGGAACGGUCGCCGAGGAGCAGCUGCCGGAGACCGAUGCGGAAGCUUCACGUGGUACAACAGACAGUCCUGUCCCGACCAAACAUCCAUCAAUCAAACGUCGCAUUUUGCGCGGCAGUUCCUUGCCCCCGAUUUCUACUGUGCCGGUGUCCACGCCCAAGCGUCGCCCGAAGAUGGUGCCCCGUCCACUGGAGGUAAUAGACGAGACUGCCGAAGGCCAGUCGUCAACCACACCACGCACACGUUCGCGCAGGCAGCACGGCCAGUCGGCGGCCAGCGUUCCGGCUUUAGAAGCAGCUGUGCAGAAUGUGGACAGCGGAACACCGCAACGCAAGUUGCGCAGCACUAGUGAACCACCUUCGCCAAUGGCUAUUGUGGCUCCAGCCAAAGGCAAGCGUCGUCUGAAACCCAGCACAGAAGAGCCUCCGAAGCAGGAUGUUGCGCCAAGGAAUCUGCGCAGUCGACGCAGUACUGCCGAGGCAGACGCGGAACAGCCUGCGGCGUCAUCGUCAGCUCGGUCCACUGUUAGUGAUUCCAGUGUGCCCCUCAAGAAACGUGGUCGAGCCAAGAAGUAGUCUUUCCCACCUACAAAACAACAACAUAUUUAGCUAUAGUUGAUAGAAACACUAUUUUUGAUUUUUCUUUAAAUUUCUUUGGCUUGUUCAUUGAAUUCAAAUUGCCAGGAAGCGGCAAAGUUACAUAUACUGAAAUGUUAUAAAAAAAAAGAGGAUGAAAAACAAAAAAAAAGGAGAAUAACUGUUGAGCGUUUGGUGUCGUCCAAUCGUUUCUUUCUUGUACAAUAUAUCGAUAGCAUCGUUAUAGAACUGCAAGUGACUCUGGAGCUCAACAAGGUGAACGCAAAAGUUAUAACUCUAUUGAAGUGUAUUAUUAAAUUUGAAUAUAGAUAUAUACAAUUAUAUACCGAAGUUGAAAGUAUCUAUGCAAUGUUAAAUAAAAAAACCAGUGUUUUAAA
Molecule: messenger RNA, 7307 nt
Organism: Drosophila mojavensis
Lineage: Eukaryota; Metazoa; Arthropoda; Insecta; Diptera; Drosophilidae
Gene: Elys
Product: protein ELYS homolog
Exons: 7
Coding region: 400-6909 (2169 amino acids)
Molecular function (GO): protein binding
Source: RefSeq, a predicted model, not a curated record